AUGGCUGCAGCGAUGCGUAUGAGUUUUUACAUUUGUAAUGUUGCUCCGUCACCAUGGGAUUCUGUGAAGAGUAAAAACGUUGAUGAAUACAAUUCUUGGACGUUGUUCAGAUAUUCCUCGAUUAAAAUACCUUAUAUAGAUUCAUCGCUCUGUCAAAAUCUUUACUUCGAUAAAACACGAGACUUACACGGCCAUGUCGUGAAUUUAGGUGUAUUCGUUCAAUCGUCGACGCUUCCGUUCGACGAUAUGAAAGUUGGAUUGGAUCGAUUUGGAGGCGUCAAUGGUGAAAUAGCCAAAGAAAUAUGGACGAAAUUAAACGCCAAUGCUAGCGUUAAAUUUUACAAGACGAUGGGCACUUUUGACGCCAAAGGCAAUCCUGUAGGAUUCUACGAAGAUCUUCGAUUACAUAGAAUAGACUACGCAAUGAACAUGAUUUUCUUUCGUUACUUCUGGAAGCUUCAGACCUAUCCUCACGAAAGCUCUGCGAUAUGCAUAAUAUCUUACAAGGAUAGAUCCACUAUAGGAUCUCUGAGAGAACUGCUAUCAACCAUCACUUCAACAUUUUGGAUAAUCGUCAUCAUUGGCUCUGUUAUAUUAAACAUAGCUUUGAAAUUCCUACUAAACGAGAACAUAAGUUCGAGCUGUUUGGAACUGCUGAGAAUGAUAAUCAGUGUAUCCAGUUUAAAGGAACCUCAACAAUACACUAGAAGAUUCUUCUUCGCUUACAUCAUUGUCCUGACGAUGAUGACCAACUUUUACUUCCAGAGCAGCUUGAGCUCGAUCAGCAUCGCACCAUCGUCCAAACCAGUCAUCGACUCGGAAGAAAGUUUGCUAAAAUCCGAUUUGAUCAUUUACGGAAGGGCUAGCAUGAGAUCCUUCCUCAAUCUAUCGGAUCCAAAACACAAGGAACGAUACGUCAACGAGGAGUUCCCCAAAUGCGCCAAACGUCUGUUACAGGGACAACGAGUGGCCUGUAUUUCUGGAUGCAUAUCAUCGAGGUAUAACAUUUACGAGGGCGGUAGAGUUCACAUAUCCGAGGAGAAAAGACACACGUUCAUGUCCUUCGCGGUGAGGGACAACUGGCCGCUGUACUUCAGAGUCAAUCAGAUUCUUCGGAGGAUGAGCGAAGGGGGAUUGAUCGUUUUGUUUCGUCGGCGGGAAAUGCGGCUGUUCAAACGACCGCCUAGAUUUAGAAAAUCUAUAAAGAGGAUUACCAUGAGAGAUGCGAAUUUCGCGUUUUAUGUUUGGAACGUAGGAGUAGUUGUAUCGAGCUGUGUAUUCAUGUGUGAAAUCUUUUUAGCUAAGAUCAAAACCAAGAUCUCUGUUGCUUUUUGAUACUUCCGGAGCAUCACUUUUGAAAAAUGUUUGCUAAAAUAUGUACCCGCGAGAUCUCCGUUGAUGUAAUAUUUUAUAAGUGAUUUGAAUAAAAUUUUGAAGCCAACAGCUGGCGGCAUCUGUGUAGACAUGCUCGAAGUAAUAUAGAGAUAACUACGUUAUCGACGUUUUGUCUGCUCAACAGCUAAUUUUAUUAUCGAGUGAUGGAAGUGGAAAAAAAGGUUGUGUCUAUGC
Molecule: messenger RNA, 1569 nt
Organism: Nasonia vitripennis (jewel wasp)
Lineage: Eukaryota; Metazoa; Arthropoda; Insecta; Hymenoptera; Pteromalidae
Exons: 3
Coding region: 1-1335 (444 amino acids)
Source: RefSeq, a predicted model, not a curated record